AUGAUGAUUUGCAAUGCCUACUGACCAGAAACAAGCUAAGUAUUUCACAAACUUCUCAUACCCAUCUAGCGACAGGUGAUUUCAACUGACCGAGAAGCCUUUUGUUUGGCCGAGACACUCAACUUUAUGUAAACACACCCCCGGCCCUAUCGCCAUGACGGAAUGCAAGAUUUCGGACGUCGCACAAGCAGGGUUUGCUUCAGCAGCAGCCUAUGAGGCCCAUAGACCAUCGUAUCCACCAGAGGCCGUCGCUGAAUUGCUAGAUCGACUAGGAAUAUCUGGAGUUCAUGGUGCCAGAGUUGCUGACCUAGCGGCUGGAACGGGCAAGUUCACCGAAAUUCUGGCAAACCGACCUGAGCAGUACAAUGUGGUCGCCAUCGAACCCCACGACGGUAUGAGAGCACAGCUACAAAACAAGUCGCUCCCGCGGGUCGCCGUGGUCAAGGGCGCCGCGGAGGAUUUAGCAGAUCUCUCCUCCGGCGACUUUGCUGCCGUUGUGACCGCACAGGCUUUUCAUUGGUUUGCCAACAUGAAGGCCUUGAAUGAGAUUGCCAGGAUUCUCCAACCGACUGGUGUCUUUGGGGUGAUUUGGAACAUUGAUGAUUACAAUGCUCCGCUUUCUUGGGACAUCCAGCCAGGAUGGGGCCAUCAGAUGCGGAGUGUGAUACAUACAUUCCAUGACGGCACCCCUCGGUUUCGUGACGGUCAAUGGCGCAAGGUCUUUGAUGAACAGAAUCGAAGCGAUCCUUUGAGCCUGCAGUUUAGCGCCAACCCCAUCUUCGGACUCCCUAUUGGAGAAGGGCACGUCGCGUAUGAACAUCGAUUGCCUCCUGACGCUGUUUGGGCCAGAUUGUCCACCCUCAGCCAAAUUGCAGUGUUGAGAGAAGAUGCUUUUGACAAAGUCAAACAGACAUUCUUUGAGGCUGCUAACGUGGACGAGCAAGAUGAUCAGGGGCGGAUCGCCGUUCGUGGAAGGACGGUGUUCUUCUGGACAAGUAAAAUCCCCGAAUUGCCGUUGAAGAUUGAUGGGUAGCAUCUGCUUCGUAUCGGUUGUUCUAAAGGAAUCGGUUUUUAUCAAACACCUUCUUCGAGGCAUUGCGGCUCGCCGGCCCAAGAUGAUGUAGACAAUUGGCAACGUGGAAUUCCAUCACUCUCUGGUGGGUCUCUUGAGAGAGUAGCUCACAACUUUCA
Exophiala mesophila is the source of this 1191-nucleotide messenger RNA. RefSeq lists its product as uncharacterized. The record is from RefSeq and is a predicted model, not a curated record. The transcript has 5 exons. Lineage: Eukaryota; Fungi; Ascomycota; Eurotiomycetes; Chaetothyriales; Herpotrichiellaceae. Gene Ontology annotation, molecular function: S-adenosylmethionine-dependent methyltransferase activity. Bases 155 to 1033 code for a protein of 292 amino acids.